UCAGCUGUUUUGUACGUUUCUAUAUUCUGAUCCGCGGAUCAGCUGGGCGAAGCAAUAACACCACAAACAAUAUCUGCAGGGAAAAAGCAGCAGCAGCAGGAGCUUCUGAGGGAUCCAGACUGCAGAUAUGAUCUAAAAUCAACCUUAGUUUACAAUUAAAACCCAUCACUUCUUCUGAGAAGAAAGCUGCAAGCCUUUUCUUUCCCUUAUUUUUGUAAAAAGCUGGUGCACUUAACAUUACUAGGCUACCUCAGUGAAAAGGCUGGCUACCUAAAGCUUAUUGCUUUAAGAUCGACGUUUUUGUCGUUUUUUUUAAAUCGUUUCACGUUUACAACUUCAGCAUCUUUGCUGUCUUGCAGAGGCAGUUCAGCCACCUGAACUGUGACAACAUUUCUCUUGAGAGGCCUCUCCUGAUUGGUUGGAGUCUUUUUGCACUCAGAGGCCUUUGCAGUAGAAAAGAGACCAUAAAUUUGCACUUCGAAGCCCGGCGACUCUUCCAACACUUCAUCGACAAGGGCUCAACGAGCGAUCAAUCUCCGCCCGCCGCCGAAGACCAACACCCUUAGCAACUGUACAUAAAUCCUCACGUUCGUUUUCCGAGGAAAACGCCAAGGCAGCUCUCCCUCAGGACCCCGUGACCUCAGCUUCAGCGGCCAUGUUCCAGCGGCUCAGCAACCUGCUGUUCGGAGAGGUGGAGGAGGUCUCCGCCGAGCUCAACGGACCCAAGCCCUGCGUCACCGAGGCUGACGAGGAGGGAUGGCUUCUGGUCAACUUACCCGGUAAUGGUGACUGUACCAUGUUGGGCGAGGAUGGGGCGCAGGCACCACCGACAGCACAGUCCCUCCCCAACAGUGAGUGUCAGAGGGUGGAGUCUAAAUGUAACACAGCCACGCCCCUCCGGACGUGUGACCCCGCCCCUUCCCCACGCAAAAGCCGCAGGACUAGAAUGGCCAAGGCUAAGGCGGCAUGUACCCCCACCCCAGGCUCCCAUGGUUCCCCCGGUUCCCCCAGCUCCCCCUUUUGCCUCAGUUCCCCCUCCCCCCUUGGGUCAGUAGGAGUGAAUGUGCUGUCCAGCCCCGCCCACUGCCUGCUGGGCUCCGCCCCCGUGUCGCCGGGGUCCCGUAGCGACUGUAGCAGUGGCGGCAGCGGGCUGGAGCGGGGCAGCAUGGACGAGAGCUGGUUUGUCACCCCUCCCCCCUGUUUCACUGCAGAGGGAGCCACGGCGGAGGCCAGCCCGAUGGAGGACCUGCUCAUCGAGCACCCCAGCAUGUCCGUCUACGUCUCGCCCGGGAACCUGUCUGUGGUGGAGCAGAGCACCGCCAGCCUGACCAGCAGCGUGAGUCGGAUGUCUGAAUCAGUUCCUCCGCCCGCAGUCAGGACCAGCAUGAUGCCCCCCAGGAUGGCGCGAGGGGCAGCCUGCCAGGCGGUCCCCCUAGCCAAGGUGACGCAGGUGUCCCGCGUGCAGAGGGCCAAAGCCCGCGUGGAGCGCCGCCACCUGGGCCGCAACCGUGUCCAGCGCCAGAACCGCGUCCGCGAGCAAGUCCCGCGCCACGCCGCUAACGCCCGCAAAUCCUUCCUGCACCAACCGUGCCAGCGCAGCAUCUGCCACUGACCUGCCCCCGGGCAUCACUUCACACUGAGGGCAUUAAUACACACACACACACACACACCAUGUAGAGCGGGGGUGUCCAGUUCCAGCACAGUUUCCUGACCCGAUUCUCCAGCUCUCAAACUCUGCUGGAGCCGAAAUAGCGAGGGACUGAGUGCUGUCAUCUUUAUUACAGUCAACAUACAUAUACAUAUACUACUGCAUGAUUUGGUGACGUAGGGUAGUGGAUAACAAUGAUUCCCACCAUUUUACAUCAAUAAGAUCUAGGAUCAUAACUCUUUAGCUCUUAAAUUCAUGUCAUAAACAAUAAUAAAUAACUUUUUUGUCAUUGUGAGAAGGUAAUUUAUCUUUAAUAAUGAUAAAAAUUAUAUUUAUUUCUCUGAGCAUAAAAAAAGAUAUUAUUGAAACUAGAAAAAAUAACAAUAAACAAACACUAAUCUAACACUAAUUGCUUUUAUUAUUAUAUCUGUAUCUGCACAGAUUAAAAAACAACUAAAAAAAGUUAAAAAUAGGUAAAAACCCACUGCUAUCCCACGUCUUUUGACUUGUUUUCCAUAUUUUAAUAGAGAACCUGAGAGAGAUUUGUGAAAUUCUGCUUCUUAUUUUAUUCCACUGGCAGAUAAUUUGAUUUAAACAGGAAAAAAUGAUCUUUUAGGCAUGAUCUACCAUAUUUUCUUUACUUAAAAUGACCUUUCAAAAUGAAUUUCUAUUAAAUUAAAAUCUCUAUAAAUAAGCUAAAUCAUUUCCACUGAUCUCACUACAAUCUAAUAGUAGAUAUAUUGACUACAUUUAAAAAGAUAUAACCAUAUUAAGCCAUAUUAUGACAUAAUAUGGCCUCUAAUUCUAUGAUGACUUUAUAACACACAUUAGCUUACACUACAUUACUUUACACCAGUUUACUGAAGCUAGUUCAGCUCCAGCAGAGCUUAUUAUACCUAAUAAACCAGCAGGGAAUCACCGCACUGUGCUGAAACACAGCCCUCCAGGACCACAGCUGGACACCCCUCACCUAGACACACCUGUAUUCGUCCAUUUUUACCCACCUGUCUCUCCGUCCUCCUGCACAGCCCUCCUGUUUUACAUAGUUUUCACGUUCAGUAGUGUGGCCACAGGUCUUUAGUCUGAUUUACUGUGCUCUGCAGCGCUAGUGUGCUAAGCUAAAGCUGCGGUUUUAGAUUUAAAGCGCUCAAAUCCAUCUGUUUUUAUCUGUUUUCAUCUGUCAAGAUAGUUUCUCUCCCUUUCUUUUUUGUCUUUCUCACUCACUCACUCAUUUCCACACUCUUCUUCUAUUGUUAUCUCAAUCACAUGACCAGCAGGAACAUUUAUACAUUUCGAUAGGCCUGAUUAUAAGGCUGAUUAUUAGGAUUAAUGUUAAACAUACCUUAUACUUCAUGCAAGGAUGCUAAUGCUAAAUCAUAUUUGUCUCACAACUCAAAUGUCUAAUUCUAGUUCUUGAAUGGUUCUUCAGAUACAAGGAAAACCUCUUGUAGUCAAUUCUUUAUAGCACCAAAAAGAGAUAUUAAAGGUAUAAGAAAACUGUUGUCUGUACUAAAACGAAUAUAUUAUAAUUUGAUGGAUACAUACACUUCAAAAAUAGGUCUAUAGAACCAAUAUAGGGGUUGCGUGGUUCUUCAAAUACAAGGAAAACCUCUUGUAGAUUGUUCUAUACAGCACCAAAAAUGGUUACUAAAUAUCUACUUUUAGUACUAUAUAGAAUGUUUUUGGUUCUCAACCAUUUUGGUUAAGUUCAACAUUCUCCCAACUCAAAAGAAACAUUAUAGGGGUUGGAUGGUUCUUUAAAUAGGAGGAAAACCUCUUGUAGUCAGUUAUUUAUAGCACCAAAAAGAGCUAUAAGAGGUACAAUAACCAAUUUUCAGUGCUAUAUAAAAUAUAUUAGGUCUCAAAUAAUUUGGUAGAUAAAUACACUUUAAAAAUAGGUGCAUAGAACCAUUUUAGGGCUUGGGUGGUUCUUAAAAUACAAGGAAAACCACUUAUUUUCUAUAGUAAAUAGAAUAUAUUUGGUAGUUUGGUAGAUAUAUACACUUCAAAAAUAGGUCCAUGGAACCAUUUUAGGGGUUGGGUGUUUUUUCUAAUACAAGGAAAACCUUGUGUAGAUUGUUCUAUAUAGGACCAAAUAGGGCUAUUGGAGGUCAAAGGAACCAUUUUUAGUACUAUAUAGAACAUUUUAGGUCUCUUUAAGUUCAGAUCUUUAAGCUGCAUUCUGAACAUGGCCACAAGGGGGCGCUACAGUGAAAGCCAAUUUAGCAUGCUUUUGUUCAGUCAGUUGUUAUGCUAGGUUUUGUCCUCUUGAGCCCCCUAUUGAGAACUGACUUUUGACAUUUUAACCUUUGACGCAAUAACGAAAUGAACUUACGUUAAAUUUGUACGAAUAGAAUUAGCAUUAGCAUUAUACUAACAUUAUAAUAAGUAUAUUUCACAUUUCUACACAAAUCCGUACACACUCAGCCUCGCUAAUCUGGUUUAAUUGUAGAGCAAAGCUGUGUAUUGCACUGAGAACUGCUUAACUGUCAAAUAAUAUCAAUAAAACUUUAUUAAUGUAUUGCAAAACGUCAUCCAGAAGGUACUUAAAGCGUAAAAACAGGGUCAAAACAGGACUGGACGCUGAAAUGUUGCCCAAAAAAUGGGUCUGGGGUCAAACUCGCAUGUUCUUUCAUCUCGUAUAUUGUUUGUGUUGGAAAAAGACGUCUCCAUUAUUCUCUAUUCUUUCGUUCUUUUGUUACGUUUUUUGUCACGUAAGAUGAUCAGAGGAGAGAGAGCAUACCGUGGAAACGUGUUGCCGUGCAGGUAGAGGCAUUCUCCAGCACGGAGAAAGAGCCGCACUGAAAAAGCGAAGCGUUAAUUUCAGCAUUUGAAUACAUGCGCUUUCCAUAUUUCAGUGUAGCUUCUACAACACACAGAAUGGAAAAGUAGGUAGAGGAAGGCGAGCGUGGGAAUAAAACAGACUAAAGAAGUCUCGGGCGUGUAGGACAGACCAAUACACUCUUCAAAAACAGGUUCUUUAAAGGUUCUUGUUCAACCAUGACAACAAGCAUGCAACCCUCCAAUGGUGCUGUCCAGUGCUGGAGCUGUAGAUGGUUUUAUAUAGCAAGAAAAAUAGUUAUAACAAUGCAAAGAAACCUUUUUAAGUACUUUAUUAAAAAUCUUUUAGAUGAAGAAGUGAAGACAUACAAAAAAUUAGGUUCUUCAAAGGCUCUUCCAACUCAAAGUAUCAUUACAAUGCUUAAAUAGUUCAAUGUUUCAAGUACGAUACAAGGAAAACCUCUUGUCUCUUCUAUAGAUUGUUCUAUAUAGCCAUAAAAUGGGUUUAAUAUGUUAUUAUGAGUCAAAGAACCAUUUUUAGUACUGAAUAGAACCUCUCUGGAAUAUUAUACAAGGGUUCCAUUCCAUUUUAGUGCUUAAAUUGGAGAAACCAUUGGUAGACUCAACAGAAUAUGCUUUUAGUAGAAUUAUUAGAAAACAAUGAAUCGUAUUUGGAAACUUUUAGCUAUUAGACCUUUUGUUGGACCUCUUUAAAUGUCUCUGGUUUAUUGGGCAUUGAAGUGAUUCAGGUCAAUGGUAACUUCAAUGGUAACUCAAAGAACCAUUUCAGUGCUUGAAUAACCUUUUUUAGCACUAUACAGAACUUUUAAGGUCUGAAGCAUAUUGGAGAGAUACAUUCUUUAAAAAGAGGGGGUCCUUUCAAAGCUUAAAGAACCAUUCUACCCCUUAAUAGCACAAAAAGGGUUAAACUACUGUUGUUAUGUGGACAAGAACCUGUUUUCAGUACUGUGUAGAACUAUACAGAAAAAAUGACUCUCUAAGGACUUGCAUACAACCCAUAUAAUUUCGAACAAUAGUAAUUUACCAAAAAAAAAAAAAAAAAAAAAAAAAAAAACAAUUCUUACAUUCUCAAAAUAGCUUGACUUGUGUGUUCAAAUGACUUAAAAAUAAGGUGAAAAUUCAAUGUUGAGACUGGUUAAGAUCAAUUAUUGCUAAAAUAAACAAAUUAGCUUACAUUUACACAAUGAUUAGUAGGAUAAAAAGGAUAAUUUUUUGCUUUAAAAUUAGAUAAUUUUACUUUGCAGUGUGCUAGUUAAUGUUACUUUAAGAGCCUUUUUUUCAGUACUUUGUAGAACCUUAUUUUGCCCAGAGUGUAAAAAAAGGGUUGGAGUUGGAUUCAGAGAGGGGGAUUUUAAUAAGUAAGUAUUGUAGCCCACUAAGCAGCCUGAAUAGGCCUAUUUAAACAGGCUUAUGGUACCAGAUUAGGAGGAAAAUCCACCCAAUCCAACCAAAGACUGAACAUUUUCUGACUGGCUUUUUCUUUAGUGCUUUACGUGUUGGAUUAAGUCGAUUUUGGGUGGAAUUUCCUCUUAGGACACUUUUAUACCUCAUUAGAUAUCAGUGCGUAUCAGUAUUUAAUGGAAUAAUCCAGUGUUGGAGUGUUUCAGUCUCAUCUUUAUCAACUCUACUGUCAAUCGUAACCAUACUGAACCACCACAGCAGAUUGAGAUGAGAUUCUGGACUAUUCCUUUAAGAUAAUGCUGUUAUUAUACCUCUAUAAUGAAUGAUGAAUGUACACACACAGCACAAUCAGAGGCAUGCGGAGAUGCUGUUAUCAGUAUACAUUACAUUUCAGACUCGGUCAGGCUGCAGUGGGUUACGGGGUGUGUUGGUAUAUAGAAGGUGAGGGACGGUAUAGGUGGCGACUCUUUAUUUUGUUUUAUGUUUUAUGUACCGCGGCGGCCACAAAUUGACCUCUCAGAUGUAAAAACAGAAUUAUAACUGAAUUUUAUGGGUUGACCAAUGAUAAAUGGAGUAUUUAGCUUAUUUCAAGACAAUUUCAGCAAUAAUUGUUAAUUUUCUAUGCUAAAAUAAACUCUAAAUAUUAAAUAUACAGCUCUGGAAAAAAUAAGAGACUCUAAAUUAAAAACCUCUGAAAUAAAAUCAAGAGGAAGAUGGAUGAUUACAAGCCAUCAAACCACCAAGCUGAACUGCUUAAAUUUUUACACCAGGAGUAAAGCAGCAUAAAGUUAUCCAAAAGCAGUGUGUAAGACUGGUGGAGGAGAACAUGCUGCCAAGAUGCAUGAAAACUGUGAUUAAAAACCAGGAUAUUCCACCAAAUAUUGAUUUCUGAACUCUUAUAACUUUAUUUUCUGCAUAUAAAUGUUCUAAAUGACAUAAUUUGUAUUUUGAAUUUGGGAUAAUUGUUGGCCGUAGUUCAACAAUGUUCAUUUUACCUUAAACAUAAACCUAUAAAUAGCAAAAUCAGAGAAACUGAUUCAGAAACAGAAGUGAUCUCUUCAUUUUUUACCGAGCUGUACUUACACCAAUAAUCAACAUGAUGCUAAUUUCAUAUGUAGUGAGUUUAGCAUUUCAAAUUUGGGUUUUAUCAUAUAUUUUUGGUGUAUAUUGGCGAGAAUUGAAAAACUCAAAGCAUUUGAGUGGUUACUUUGGGCUACCAGUGUACUUUGGACCAUUUGUUUCUUGUUACAUCAACCAAAAGUCCUCAGACCCCUGCCAUUUCUGUCCCAGUCCUGUAUUCACUGCAAUCUAGUCUAAAUAUUCUAAGAUAUUAUAAGAUUAUUCAACUUUAUUCAACUUAUUACUUGUUUUAAGUCAUUUUAUCCACUGAAGCUGUCUUUUUCCACUGGAUGACAAAAAGAUUCAUGACGAAAUCCAAGCAAUAAUCUGUAUUAAGACACUUUUAGAAGGAAAAAUCGAUUAAAACACACAAAAAAUAAGCUUGUAAUUGGUUGAACGUAACAUGAAAAAGGGAUAUAAAUCAGAUAUUUAGACUCAUUUAGGAGAAUUUCACUUCAGCUAAGCUAAGCUAAGGCCUGCUAACGAGCUAGCUUUGUUGACACCUAGGUUAGCUUGUUAGCAUGUUCAGUCACUCUGCAGAUUAUGUUAAAAAGAAAAAACACUGUGAUUACUUUUAGUUUUUUUAUGUUCAUAAGGAAAGAUUAUCAUCAUCUAUCUCAUCGGUUCUCUUCAGAACCUGCUCUAAUAGUUUUUCACACUGAAAAAAGAUCCUCGCACGAUAACACCAGAGCGAAAAGUGACCCAAGCUAAGCGCUAACAUGCUAGCUCAGUGUGUAGCCUAUUAGCCUAUUAGCUCGCUAACACAGGUGUUUUUAUUAGCAUGGCUGAUAUAUAUAGGGGCAAAUACUUGUGCACACACCCUCACACAUCUGAACGCUGUCGUUUUUACAUGCACAAUACGUUGUUUUACAUCUUUUACGUCUUCAGUACUCAGUGUUACCAUCCUGCCAUCACCAAACAUUACCCUCCGUUGCGUUUUGUGCGCUAGCUUACAGUAUGUGUCGUGUCAACGCUGAUAGAUUUACUAUGGUGCUGAAAGUAUAUGAACAUAUACUACUAUUUGUAAAUCGUUGAGACUUGGAUGUAAGUUUUUGCACUGUCUUACAUUGUAUGGUGAAUUGAGGUUUUUAGCUGUGUGCAAUUUCGUUUGUUUAUUCUUUUUAUUUUCUUUCGUCAACGACGCAGCACGAGGCGGCGAAUGUGAGGGAGAUGCUAAUGUGCAUGACGAGCUAGGAAAAGAAUUACAAAGAUGACUCAUUUUAAAUUAAUUGCAUUCAUGUAUAUAAUGCACAGCUCCUUACAGUACAGUGUUUGAAUGGCGUGUGUGUUUUUUGAGUUAUUUUAGUGCUAAAUUUUUAAUUUUGUUCAGUCCGAUAUUACAGCACCCCCUGCUGAGCGUUAGCAUUUUUGCUGUUUUUAUUAUUUUCUUUUUCCCACAAUGUUAUUUCAGUCCUUUCACACUCAUGUCUCGUGUGUCUGCUAGACCUGAAUAAUAAUAAUCCUCUUUUUUAGACUUUUUAAGCAAAAGAGAGUGAGCGUGUAUGAUGUACCUGAAUACCCACUUCUGUUUCUAUUGGUUGUAUGUGUUACACAUGCACUUCACAGGCUGUUCAUUUGUAACAAACCUUCCUGUUAUGUAAUGUAAUGUAAUGAUACUCAACAAAUCUUAACACAAAACUAAUAUAUAUAAUAUAUAUAUACUUAUACGAAUAUAUCCCAUUUUUUUUUCUUUUUAUAUAUAAAUAUAUUUUUUGUUUUCUUUUUUUUCCUUCUUCUCAUAAUUAUUAUUAUUAUUAUUUUAAAAGAACUGUGUGUACUUCACUCUUACUCUGAAUAAUAAUGAUUGUCAGGGGUGGAUCUCUGGGGACAAAUAUUUUUCUACACAUGAGACAAAGGGAUCUUUACAUUGUUCCCCAGAGAGACACUGGUUGUGUCGAUUUUACAUGGUGCUUCUCAUCUCCAACAGGCCUAAGGUGCGCCUGGAGGUGAAAUAACAGUACAUCCUGUCCCGCAGUGUUAUAUAUUAAACCUGAGAUAAAAGAACAGAACAGUUGAAUUGAUGUGCUAAUGUGGCUAACAUUAAAUUGAUACAUGCUCAUGUAUAGUACCAGUCAAAUUUUUGGACAUGCUUUAAAUUCAGUGUUUUUUCAUUAUUUUAGAUUUUUCCGCAUUGUAUAGAUUAAUACCAAAAUAAUCUAAAUGAUGAAUAAUUAUAUGUCGAGUUGGUAUACAGUAAAAAUAAACUAUUUGAGUUUUGAGUAAUUUUCUAAUCCAUAUAAUGGCAAGAACUACUCAACUAAGUAAAUAAAAAAAAACAUACCUGUCAAGUCUCCCGUUUUGGCCGGGAAACUACCGUAUUUUACUCCUCUUUCCCGCCGUCCUCCCGUAUUAGUAUUUUCCCGUAAAUUUCCCGUAUUAUAUUAAGAUUAAAAAAUAUAUAUUAUUGAGGAGACAGGGCACUGACCGCUCUGUGUCUCUUAACCAAUCGUGGAGCCGGUUCAAGGAGAAAGUCCCGCCUUUCAGGAGAAACAGCCAAUCAGCUUGCAAAGGAGGGUCAGCGUGGGGAAGCCCCCCGUCGCUGUGAGUUCAGGCAGCUAGUCGGAGCAGCUGAUGUUAAAACAGAUCUGGAUAUACAGCGAUUUUUCUUAAAGAAAGGUAACGGUAGGCUAAUCAUGUAAACUGUGAUGAGAUUUGUCUGAUAGCUGCUUAAAAAGACUCGUCUCCGAAAUAAAACACACAGAUUAAACCUUUUAAAAUAAAAAAAUUACAGCUUGUGACUCAGUUUAACUAGAAAUGUGGAGAGGACCGACAUUAACUGAACUGAUCAGUAGUGUUCAAAAGAAAAAAGUAUUAUUUAAAAAUUAUUAAUUGUGUAGGCCACUUAGGACUAAUUUUUACUGAUGGAAUAUGUGUGGUCCAUUGCCUUUUAGUAAAAGCUCAUAAUACUAUUUUUAGGUCACCUACAGUCAUUUUGCAGAAUUUGUGCACCCUUUGUUCAAUUUUAAAUCUAUUAAAUAAAAAAAAUAUAUAUAUAAUAUAAAAGAGUGCAUUUAAAGGCAAAAAAGACAUGAAAUCUUAACUUUUUUUUAAAUAUCUAGAAAAGGGUUUUUAAUUUGGCUGUAUUAAAAGAAUGACAUAUGUAGGAAUGUCCACAACAUUUCAGAUUCUGAUAAUCUAAUUGUAGUGUGUAAAUGGUUCACAUGUGGUUAUUUUAGAUUUUUUGUAAACCUGCCUUAAAAUGUAAGAGAUACUGAACCUUCGUUGGGCUGGUGUGACAACUUUAAGCGGACGGAGGAAAAUAUCCCUUAUUUUUAAAUCUAAAACUUGACAGAUAUGAAAAAAAAUACUUUUUCAAGAUCAAGAUGAAAAUAUUCUAAGGGUAGUCACCACAAAAAAACAUAAAAAAAUGUUAUGAUGAUAAAACUGGCACUCAUCAGGACUGCCCCAGGAAAGGAAGAGCAAGAGUUGCCGUUGUUGCAAAGGAUAUAUGAUUUAUUCAGUAUUUUUAUAAUUUACUAUGUAGGAAAAACAUAAAAACACUGAAUUGUUAAUACUGAGUUGUGUCCAAACUUUUUUUAAUUUUAUAAAACAUAACCAAAAAUCACAUUCAAUCAAUGCGGAGUUCAAUGUAGCACAAUUCAGUUUUUCUCCUAAUAAAAGAAAUUUAAAAUUAAAAGUGCUGUUAGAGAAGUUUAAAAGAUUAAGAACCAGGCUAACGUUAGCACAAAUGCUAAUAAGAAAAUGUAGCACACAACUCAACAAGUCUUUUAGAAUGCAAGAUUAGUUUUAGAUCAUCUUUAUAUAUUGAUAUAUAUAUAUAUUUUUUUUUUUUUUGUGUGUGUGUGUGUGUGUGUGAGUGUAUGUAUGGAAGAUAGCACUCUCUUGUGUUAGGUGAAUAGUAUGUUAGUAUUUUAUAGAUAGGUUUAUUAGAUUGAAGCUAACGUUAGCAUGGAGGCAGAUUUAGAUAAGCUAGUUAGCGUAUAGGUCUAGUUAGCCUAGUUAGCUAACUAGCAUUUUAAACAGGAAACUCAAGGUUAUGUAGUGACUUUGCUGCAUUGUUUCUCAAUGAACUGAAUCUAAAUAUUGCUGAAACUUAAAAAACGUUAAAAACGUUAGCCCAACAUUAGCCGUUAGCUCAACUGUUUUGUUUGGCCUCCUGUUUGACGGCUCUACAGAGAUCCAUCACUGUUCUUCUUCUAUGUUUUGUGCCCCCUGGCCACCAUGUCCUCCUCUGCUGGUGUUGUUGUUGUUGGUUUAUUUGGAGAUAUUUUAUUUUUCUGUGUAUGCGUGUGUGUAAGUGUGUGUGUGUGUGUGUGUGUGUGUAUAUAUGAAAUGUGUGGGUAUAGAAAGGAGAGUUUGGGGUGUAAUUGAGUGUGUAGCCGGUGUGAUGUGCGAACCUAGAGAGGGAGGGUAAUUUAAAACUUAUAACGACACAAACUGAUAAAAGAAAACUAAAAAAAAACUAUAUGUGCUUGUAUUUUUAUCUCAUAUUAUUAGAACAGUCGUUCACCUUAUUAUAUUGUUGAAAAUAAAGGGGGUGGACCAUCGAACGAGGCGACGGCUGAGCGCCGGUCCCUCCAUUUUGGUUUUGCGCCCUGAAACUAUGGCAGCUUUUGAAACGUAGGGGUUUUACCUUCAAGGGGGAAUCCUUUCCAACCAGUACACCCCCUCCCAAAAAAAUACAAAAAAGUACAAAUAGAGUAUAUAAAAAAAUUGAAUGGUGUAUCUGAUAUCUAUGGUGAUUGUGCCUUUCACUAUUCUGCAUGGUUUUUGUGAUUUGCUGACGUUUUCGAUCCCAUCUGUGUGGGCAGUGGUCCAGAAGCAGUAGUAGAGACCUAUGCAAAAAUACCAGGAUGGGGUUCCAGCAUCCAUUCAGAAAUGCAGGUACCAGACAAAAAAAGAAUAAAAGAAAAAAAAACUCUCAGGAUGAAAA
Astyanax mexicanus (Mexican tetra) is the source of this 11864-nucleotide messenger RNA. RefSeq names its product tumor protein p53-inducible nuclear protein 2 (gene tp53inp2b). Gene Ontology annotation, cellular component: nucleus; autophagosome. The record is from RefSeq and is a predicted model, not a curated record. The transcript has 5 exons. Gene Ontology annotation, biological process: autophagosome assembly; positive regulation of DNA-templated transcription. Lineage: Eukaryota; Metazoa; Chordata; Actinopteri; Characiformes; Acestrorhamphidae. The coding region runs from base 656 to 1612 and encodes 318 amino acids.